AUGACUACAAUUCCGACCUGUCCUUUCCAAAGCCCAAGGGACCUCUUCUCCGAUUUCGCUUCCUUGAGAAAGCAGCCCGGCUUUCCAUUCUCCUCACAUCUCAAUGCCCACGUCGUUUCCAGAUACGACGAUAUAGUUUCCAUCCUCGACCGACCCGAUAUCUUCUCCUCGAAGCCGACGAUCCCAGAAGCUCCUGCUUUCGUGAGAGAUCUGUUCGCUGGCAAAGUACCGGAUGGAUCCACGCUUUUGAAUUGGGACAACCCCGACCAUGAUCGCUUGCGCCAGUCCGUUGCGUCCUUUUUCGUCCCGCGUAGGCUUGAGCGCUUCGCUCCCUUGAUUGCUCGUGAGGCUCAUCAGCUCAUMGACGAGUUCGUUACACAAGGCAGUGCGGAUCUUAAAGCCGCCUUUGCACUACCUUUGCCCUUGAAGGUCAUAGCUACUGUUGCCGGUCUGGAUCCUGCUCGAUGGGAGUGGAUUGGACGCUCUCUCGCUUUAUUCGGGGGACACGCAGCAAUGCGGACGGGGACUUUUGAAGAACAAAUCCAGGGCAUCCUGGACCUUCAUGACUAUAUCGCGGACUUGAUACAAGCGCGCAAGUCGGACCGUCGCGACGAUCUCAUCAGCCACAUCUGGGAACAGCGCGAUGCGGGAAUUGUCAAGAUGACCGACAUGGAACAUCUGAUGAUGAUCCCGGGUCUGUUGCUUGCUGGACACGAAACGACGACAAACUUCCUCUSCAUGUCCAUGUCACACCUGCUGUCGCGUGGAAUCUGGGAGGAUGUCUCGAAAGAUGACGAAGCCAUCAAGGAGGCUUUGGAGGAGCUUUUACGGUACGAAUCGGCCAUUACGGGCAUGCGUCGGGUUGCCACCGUCGAAACUUCCAUCGGUGGYUGUCCCGUAAGUGCAGGUACGCCAUUGUUCGUAGCGUACAAUUCAGGCAGUCGUGAUCCGACCAAGUUCCCGGAUCCAGAUCAUCUCCUCCUGGGCCGCAAGACAGGUGUUCAGCAUCUCGCGUUUGGGAAAGGUAUCCACGCAUGUCUGGGCGCACCGCUCGCUCGGAUCUUGUUGCGUGUAGAGAUGCGUGCUCUGGCAAGCCGGUUGCCCAAUCUUCGCUUGAAAAUCCCUUACGAUCAGAUCCAGUACGACAGCAUACACGAGGGUCGCGGCAUCGAGAGUCUGGAGGUCUGUUGGGACACGGAAAAUCUACCCAAGGUACCGGCCGACCUGUUGCCAACCAAGCCGCCUAUUACCAUCAAAAGGGACGAUCUUUCACUCCGGGUUGUGCAAGCAACAAAGGUGGCGGACAGUGUUCUUCAGCUCGUAUUGGAAACAAAAGACCACGAAAAGCUACCAAGUUGGUCGCCAGGGUCCCAUAUUGAUGUCAAAGUGGGAAUUCUUGGUUACCGGCAGUAUUCGCUGUGCUCGAACGUAGGACAUCCCGRACAGUGGCGCAUAGCGGUCCUCCUCGAGGAACAAGGCUCCGGAGGUUCACAAUACAUACUCCGACAACUGUGCCCAGGCGAUACUGUCACUGUUCGCGGUCCGCGUAACCAUUUCAAGAUGGAACCGAGCCCAAGGUAUCUGUUCAUCGCAGGCGGAAUCGGAAUCACGCCCAUCACAUCGAUGUUGGAGGUGACAAAGAAGGCCGGGAGCAAUUACAGACUCAUCUACCUCGGACGCGCACGAUCUUCCAUGGCCUUCUCGGCCGAGCUGUCUAUAGAUCCAGCGGUUAAAAUCUGGCCUCGGGAUGAGAAUGGAACUUUUGACGUUGCUUCCCUCGCCGCCGAAGAUCCCGCUUCUUUGAAGAUCUACUGUUGCGGACCUGCAAGACUUCUCGAGGCGGUCGAAAAGGCCUGCGCUGCUUUCCCAGCGGGAACGCUCCAUGUGGAACGAUUCACAGCUCUUGAUCAAUCCGCCCAGGUCAACAGGCGCUUCACGGUGAGAAUGAGCAGGAGUGGAAGGAUCUUGGACGUACCGCCCGAACGCACCCUCCUCGAAGUUUUGAAUACAAACGGGGCAAACGUCUUAUCGACCUGUUCAAAAGGCACGUGCGGCACAUGUGAGGUUGCGGUGGUGGAUGGCGUGCCGGAGCAUCGGGAUACUGUAUUGACAGCUGGGGAGAAGUUGGAGGGGAAAACUAUGAUGCCGUGCGUGUCGAGAUGUGUGGGAGACAUGCUCUCGCUUGAUCUCUGGUGA
This is a messenger RNA of Ramularia collo-cygni, 2196 nucleotides long. RefSeq names its product related to cytochrome P450. The transcript has a single exon. The coding region runs from base 1 to 2196 and encodes 731 amino acids. NCBI's taxonomy places the organism in Eukaryota, Fungi, Ascomycota, Dothideomycetes, Mycosphaerellales, Mycosphaerellaceae. The record is from RefSeq and is a predicted model, not a curated record. Gene Ontology annotation, molecular function: iron ion binding; 2 iron, 2 sulfur cluster binding; heme binding.